Molecule: messenger RNA, 8950 nt
Organism: Leopardus geoffroyi (Geoffroy's cat)
Lineage: Eukaryota; Metazoa; Chordata; Mammalia; Carnivora; Felidae
Gene: TLN2
Product: talin 2
Exons: 59
Coding region: 534-8207 (2557 amino acids)
Biological process (GO): cell-cell adhesion
Cellular component (GO): focal adhesion; plasma membrane; cytoskeleton
Molecular function (GO): structural constituent of cytoskeleton; actin filament binding; integrin binding
Source: RefSeq, a predicted model, not a curated record
GAACACGCCCCUCUCCCCAGCCGCCGCGGCUGCCCGGGCGCUCCGCCGGAGCCGUGCGCUUGGCGGCGUCCCCCGGCCGGGCGCCCGGUGCAGAGCGUGCUCCCGGCGCCCGGCUUCGCUUGGGCGCUGCGCGCGGCGCGGGACCUCGCUCCCUGAGGGAGAGGAGGCGAGCCGGCUAGCGGUCGGGGCCGAGGGCCUGGCUCGCGGUCGUCCCCGGGGCCGGAGAGCGGCCCUCCCCUCGCCUCGCCUCCUUGGCUGCGGCGGCGACAGCGGCAGCACCCGUGGCUGCGUCCUCGGCUCUCGCCGCGAUGCCAGCUCUUGGAGGCUAGCGUGCUGCUGUAGGGUAACAUCUGGACUGGGUUCCCCGGCUCUUGGAUGUCUCGCUGCCCACAAACUCCUGGAGCAACUUGUUGAAAACUGUAUUGCUGCUGAAGGCUUCUCCGAUGCUUUAGGAUAUCUUCAGGGAAAUCAACUCUUUACAUAAACUGAGAAUUUCGACAUUCUAAGUGAGAAUCUUCACAUCAUCUAGGAAAAUGGUGGCCCUGUCCUUAAAGAUUUGUGUCCGCCACUGCAAUGUGGUAAAGACCAUGCAGUUUGAACCAUCUACAGCCGUGUACGAUGCAUGUCGAGUCAUUCGGGAACGGGUACCUGAGGCGCAAACUGGCCAAGCUUCUGAUUAUGGGCUGUUUCUCUCAGAUGAAGACCCCAGGAAAGGAAUUUGGCUGGAAGCAGGCAGAACACUGGAUUACUACAUGUUGCGAAAUGGGGAUAUUUUGGAAUAUAAAAAGAAACAGAGACCUCAGAAAAUCCGGAUGCUGGAUGGAUCCGUGAAAACGGUGAUGGUGGAUGACUCUAAGACCGUUGGGGAGCUCCUGGUUACCAUUUGCAGCAGGAUCGGAAUAACGAACUAUGAAGAAUAUUCUUUAAUCCAAGAAACGAUUGAGGAAAAGAAAGAGGAAGGGACGGGUACGCUAAAAAAAGACAGGACACUGUUGCGAGACGAGAGGAAGAUGGAGAAGCUGAAGGCAAAACUCCACACGGAUGAUGACCUAAAUUGGCUGGAUCACAGCCGAACAUUCAGAGAACAAGGGGUAGAUGAACAUGAAACGUUGCUGCUUAGAAGGAAGUUCUUCUACUCCGAUCAGAAUGUGGACUCGAGAGACCCUGUGCAGCUGAACUUGCUUUAUGUUCAGGCUCGGGAUGAUAUCCUGAACGGCUCCCACCCUGUCUCCUUCGAGAAAGCUUGUGAGUUUGGAGGAUUUCAAGCCCAGAUACAAUUUGGACCUCAUGUGGAACAUAAACACAAGCCAGGAUUCUUAGAUCUAAAGGAAUUCCUGCCCAAAGAAUACAUCAAGCAGAGAGGAGCUGAAAAGAGAAUAUUUCAGGAGCAUAAGAACUGUGGAGAGAUGAGCGAAAUAGAAGCCAAGGUCAAGUAUGUGAAACUCGCCCGAUCCCUCCGGACGUACGGUGUGUCCUUUUUCCUGGUGAAGGAAAAGAUGAAAGGCAAGAACAAGCUUGUGCCUCGCUUGCUGGGCAUCACUAAGGACUCGGUGAUGCGCGUGGAUGAGAAGACCAAGGAAGUGCUACAGGAGUGGCCGCUCACCACCGUCAAGCGCUGGGCAGCCUCACCCAAGAGCUUCACGCUGGAUUUUGGGGAGUAUCAAGAAAGCUACUAUUCAGUACAAACCACUGAGGGAGAGCAAAUAUCCCAGCUGAUUGCAGGCUACAUCGACAUCAUCCUCAAAAAGAAACAAAGCAAAGAUAGAUUUGGAUUAGAGGGGGAUGAGGAGUCGACUAUGCUGGAAGAGUCUGUUUCCCCGAAGAAGUCUACCAUCUUGCAGCAGCAGUUCAAUCGGACUGGAAAGGUGGAACACAGCUCCGUGGCACUGCCCGCCGUGAUGCGCUCAGGCUCCAGUGGGCCCGAGACCUUCAACGUUGGCAGCAUGCCCUCCCCGCAACAGCAGGUCAUGGUUGGGCAGAUGCACCGAGGCCACAUGCCCCCGCUGACCUCGGCCCAGCAGGCUCUCAUGGGGACCAUCAACACAAGCAUGCACGCUGUCCAGCAGGCCCAGGAUGACCUCAGCGAGCUGGAUUCACUGCCACCCCUAGGCCAGGAUAUGGCGUCCCGGGUAUGGGUUCAGAAUAAAGUCGAUGAAUCCAAACACGAAAUCCACUCCCAGGUCGAUGCGAUCACAGCUGGAACAGCUUCAGUAGUUAACCUCACUGCCGGUGACCCUGCAGACACCGACUACACAGCAGUGGGAUGUGCAAUCACCACCAUUUCUUCCAACCUGACGGAGAUGUCCAAGGGCGUGAAGCUUUUGGCAGCCUUGAUGGACGACGAAGUGGGCAGUGGGGAGGACUUGCUCAGAGCCGCGAGGACCCUCGCGGGGGCAGUGUCGGACUUGCUGAAAGCUGUGCAGCCUACUUCCGGAGAGCCUCGACAGACAGUUUUGACUGCUGCUGGAAGCAUCGGACAAGCCAGUGGGGAUCUUCUGAGACAGAUCGGAGAGAAUGAGACUGAUGAGCGAUUCCAAGACGUUUUAAUGAGUUUGGCCAAAGCUGUAGCCAAUGCUGCCGCCAUGUUGGUAUUAAAGGCGAAGAAUGUCGCCCAAGUAGCUGAAGACACGGUCCUACAGAACAGGGUGAUUGCCGCUGCCACCCAAUGUGCCCUUUCUACCUCUCAGCUGGUGGCGUGCGCCAAGGUGGUGAGCCCCACCAUCAGCUCCCCCGUGUGCCAGGAGCAGCUGAUCGAAGCAGGGAAGCUCGUGGACCGCUCGGUGGAGAACUGUGUCCGUGCCUGCCAGGCUGCCACCGACGACAGCGAGCUCCUGAAGCAGGUCAGCGCGGCGGCCAGCGUGGUCAGCCAGGCCCUGCACGAUCUCCUGCAGCACGUGCGACAGUUUGCCAGCCGAGGCGAGCCCAUCGGCCGCUACGACCAGGCCACCGACACCAUCAUGUGUGUCACCGAGAGCAUCUUCAGCUCCAUGGGAGAUGCUGGUGAAAUGGUGCGCCAGGCCCGGGUCCUGGCCCAGGCCACCUCAGACCUUGUCAACGCCAUGAGGUCAGAUGCAGAAGCUGAAAUCGACAUGGAGAAUUCAAAGAAGCUCCUGGCAGCAGCAAAACUCUUGGCUGAUUCCACUGCUCGCAUGGUGGAAGCUGCAAAGGGGGCUGCGGCCAAUCCUGAGAAUGAAGACCAGCAGCAGAGACUGAGAGAAGCUGCGGAAGGUCUCCGUGUGGCAACCAACGCCGCUGCCCAGAAUGCUAUCAAGAAAAAAAUUGUCAACAGAUUGGAGGUGGCAGCUAAGCAGGCCGCAGCCGCCGCCACACAGACCAUCGCCGCCUCCCAGAACGCGGCCGUGUCCAACAAGAACCCCGCCGCCCAGCAACAGCUGGUUCAGAGCUGCAAGGCAGUCGCUGAUCACAUCCCUCAGCUGGUCCAGGGGGUGAGAGGAAGCCAAGCCCAAGCUGAAGACCUUAGCGCCCAGCUGGCUCUCAUCAUCUCCAGCCAGAACUUCCUCCAGCCUGGAAGCAAGAUGGUGGCCUCCGCCAAAGCCGCGGUGCCCACUGUGAGCGACCAGGCUGCAGCCAUGCAGCUGAGCCAAUGUGCCAAGAACCUUGCCACCAGCUUGGCAGAGCUACGUACCGCCUCGCAGAAGGCCCAUGAAGCCUGUGGUCCGAUGGAAAUUGACUCAGCCCUGAGCACCGUGCAGACACUUAAGAAUGAACUGCAGGAUGCCAAGAUGGCUGCUGUGGAGAGUCAACUGAAACCCCUUCCAGGGGAAACGCUGGAAAAAUGUGCUCAAGACCUGGGAAGUACAUCCAAGGCAGUGGGCUCCUCCAUGGCUCAGCUCCUAACCUGUGCUGCGCAAGGCAAUGAGCACUACACAGGGGUGGCUGCAAGAGAGACAGCCCAAGCUCUGAAAACGCUGGCCCAGGCUGCCCGUGGAGUGGCCGCAUCCACGAGCGACCCCGCAGCUACGCAUGCCAUGUUAGAUUCAGCCCGAGACGUGAUGGAGGGCUCAGCCAUGCUCAUCCAGGAAGCCAAGCAGGCCCUGAUUGCACCUGGGGAUGCUGAGAGUCAGCAGAGACUAGCCCAGGUGGCCAAAGCCGUCUCGCACUCCUUGAAUAACUGCGUGAAUUGUCUCCCUGGCCAGAAGGAUGUGGACGUGGCCUUGAAGAGCAUUGGCGAGUCCAGCAAGAAGCUGCUUGUGGACUCGUUACCUCCAAGCACGAAGCCUUUCCAGGAGGCCCAGAGUGAACUGAACCAAGCUGCGGCUGAUCUGAACCAGUCUGCUGGGGAAGUGGUCCAUGCCACCCGGGGCCAGAGCGGAGAGCUGGCCGCAGCCUCUGGGAAGUUCAGUGAUGAUUUCGAUGAAUUUCUGGAUGCUGGCAUUGAGAUGGCAGGCCAGGCUCAGACAAAAGAAGACCAGAUCCAAGUGAUUGGAAACCUCAAGAAUAUCUCUAUGGCAUCCAGCAAGCUGUUGUUAGCUGCCAAAUCUCUCUCUGUAGAUCCAGGAGCCCCCAAUGCAAAAAAUCUCCUGGCUGCUGCCGCAAGAGCUGUGACAGAGAGCAUCAAUCAGCUGAUCACUCUGUGCACCCAGCAAGCUCCUGGCCAGAAAGAAUGUGAUAAUGCCCUGCGGGAGCUCGAGACUGUCAAGGGGAUGUUGGACAAUCCUAAUGAACCUGUUAGUGACCUCUCUUACUUUGACUGCAUUGAGAGUGUGAUGGAAAACUCCAAGGUUCUGGGCGAGUCGAUGGCAGGGAUUUCACAGAACGCCAAGACCGGGGACCUCCCUGCCUUUGGGGAGUGUGUGGGGAUUGCGUCCAAGGCCCUCUGUGGGUUGACAGAGGCUGCAGCCCAGGCUGCAUACCUGGUGGGCAUCUCUGAUCCAAACAGCCAGGCGGGCCACCAGGGCCUUGUGGACCCCAUCCAGUUUGCCAGGGCCAACCAGGCCAUCCAGAUGGCAUGCCAGAACCUGGUGGACCCCGGCAGCAGCCCGUCACAGGUUCUGUCCGCGGCCACCAUUGUCGCCAAGCACACCUCGGCCCUGUGCAACGCCUGUCGUAUCGCCUCAUCCAAGACAGCCAACCCAGUGGCCAAGAGGCACUUUGUCCAGUCAGCCAAGGAAGUCGCCAACAGCACUGCCAACCUGGUGAAGACCAUCAAGGCCCUGGAUGGGGAUUUCUCUGAAGACAACCGCAAUAAGUGUCGCAUUGCCACCGCACCCUUGAUUGAAGCUGUGGAGAACCUGACAGCUUUCGCAUCCAACCCUGAGUUUGUCAGCAUUCCCGCCCAGAUCAGCUCCGAGGGCUCCCAGGCACAGGAACCGAUCCUGGUCUCAGCCAAGACCAUGCUGGAGAGCUCAUCAUACCUCAUUCGCACUGCACGCUCACUGGCCAUCAACCCCAAAGACCCACCUACCUGGUCUGUGCUAGCCGGACAUUCCCACACCGUGUCUGACUCUAUCAAGAGUCUCAUCACAUCUAUCAGGGACAAGGCCCCUGGACAGAGAGAGUGUGACUACUCCAUCGAUGGCAUCAACCGGUGUAUCCGCGACAUUGAGCAGGCCUCGCUGGCAGCUGUCAGCCAGAGCUUGGCCACAAGGGAUGACAUCUCCGUGGAGGCCCUACAAGAGCAGCUGACUUCAGUGGUCCAGGAAAUCGGGCACCUCAUCGAUCCCAUUGCCACAGCAGCUCGGGGGGAAGCAGCGCAGCUAGGACACAAGGUGACACAGCUGGCAAGCUACUUCGAGCCCCUGAUCUUGGCCGCAGUUGGUGUCGCCUCCAAGAUUCUGGACCAUCAGCAGCAGAUGACUGUGCUGGACCAGACCAAGACACUUGCAGAAUCUGCCCUCCAGAUGCUGUAUGCAGCCAAAGAAGGUGGAGGAAACCCCAAGGCCCAGCACACCCACGACGCCAUCACAGAGGCCGCCCAGCUCAUGAAGGAGGCUGUUGAUGACAUCAUGGUGACACUGAAUGAAGCAGCUAGCGAAGUGGGGCUGGUGGGAGGCAUGGUCGAUGCCAUUGCAGAGGCCAUGAGCAAGCUGGAUGAAGGCACUCCUCCAGAACCAAAGGGAACAUUUGUCGACUAUCAGACGACUGUGGUUAAAUACUCCAAAGCCAUUGCGGUAACAGCUCAGGAAAUGAUGACUAAGUCGGUUACUAACCCGGAGGAGUUGGGAGGACUGGCUUCACAAAUGACCAGUGACUAUGGGCACCUGGCUCUCCAGGGCCAGAUGGCAGCAGCCACGGCGGAACCAGAGGAGAUCGGCUUCCAGAUUCGCACACGUGUGCAGGACCUGGGCCACGGCUGCAUCUUCCUGGUGCAGAAGGCGGGGGCCCUCCAGGUGUGCCCCACGGACAGCUACACCAAGAGGGAGCUCAUCGAGUGUGCCCGUGCAGUCACAGAGAAGGUGUCCUUGGUGUUGUCAGCUCUCCAGGCUGGGAACAAGGGGACCCAGGCAUGUAUCACAGCUGCCACUGCCGUGUCUGGGAUUAUCGCCGACCUGGACACCACCAUCAUGUUUGCGACUGCAGGGACCCUGAAUGCAGAGAACAACGAGACCUUUGCAGACCACAGGGAGAACAUUCUGAAGACAGCCAAGGCCUUGGUGGAAGACACGAAACUGCUGGUGUCAGGGGCUGCGUCCACCCCGGACAAGCUGGCCCAGGCAGCCCAGUCGUCGGCAGCCACCAUCACCCAGCUCGCUGAAGUGGUCAAGCUGGGGGCCGCCAGCCUCGGCUCUAAUGACCCUGAGACGCAGGUGGUGUUGAUCAAUGCCAUCAAAGACGUGGCCAAGGCCCUUUCAGAUCUGAUAGGUGCUACCAAGGGGGCCGCCAGCAAGCCUGCCGAUGACCCCUCCAUGUACCAGCUCAAGGGGGCCGCCAAGGUGAUGGUGACCAAUGUCACCUCCCUCCUCAAGACUGUAAAGGCAGUGGAGGACGAGGCCACCCGGGGCACACGGGCGCUCGAGGCCACAAUCGAAUACAUGAAACAGGAGCUCACGGUGUUCCAGUCAAAAGAGGUGCCUGAAAAGACAUCAUCACCCGAAGAAUCGAUAAGGAUGACGAAAGGCAUCACCAUGGCAACAGCCAAAGCCGUGGCCGCUGGGAACUCAUGCAGACAGGAGGAUGUGAUUGCCACCGCCAACCUGAGCCGGAAAGCUGUGUCAGAUAUGCUGACGGCUUGUAAGCAAGCAUCCUUUCACCCUGAUGUCAGCGAGGAGGUGCGCACGAGAGCCUUGCGAUACGGGACGGAGUGCACCCUUGGCUACCUGGACCUUCUCGAGCACGUCUUGGUGAUUCUUCAGAAACCCAGCCCGGAACUCAAGCACCAGCUGGCUGCUUUCUCCAAGCGCGUCGCUGGUGCCGUGACUGAGCUCAUCCAGGCAGCAGAAGCCAUGAAAGGAACAGAGUGGGUGGAUCCAGAAGACCCAACUGUCAUCGCGGAAACAGAAUUACUGGGGGCUGCGGCAUCCAUUGAGGCUGCUGCUAAGAAGUUAGAGCAACUGAAGCCAAGAGCCAAACCGAAACAAGCAGAUGAGACCCUGGAUUUUGAAGAACAGAUUUUGGAAGCUGCUAAAUCCAUUGCCGCUGCCACGAGUGCCCUGGUCAAAUCGGCCUCGGCAGCCCAGAGGGAGCUGGUGGCCCAAGGAAAGGUGGGCUCCAUCCCCGCCAAUGCUGCGGAUGACGGACAGUGGUCGCAGGGGCUGAUUUCUGCCGCCCGGAUGGUGGCAGCUGCAACCAGCAGUCUCUGUGAGGCGGCCAAUGCCUCUGUUCAGGGACAUGCCAGUGAAGAGAAGCUCAUCUCAUCCGCCAAGCAGGUCGCUGCUUCCACGGCUCAGCUGCUCGUGGCCUGCAAGGUGAAGGCCGACCAGGAUUCAGAGGCCAUGAGGCGGCUACAGGUAAUGGUCACUGAUGCUGGUGGGAAAAUACUCCUGUUGGAGCGGGCAGCAGGAAAUGCUGUGAAAAGAGCCUCAGAUAAUCUUGUUCGUGCAGCCCAGAAGGCAGCAUUUGGCAAAGCUGACGAUGACGAUGUUGUAGUGAAAACAAAGUUUGUAGGGGGCAUUGCUCAGAUCAUUGCCGCCCAGGAAGAGAUGUUGAAAAAAGAACGAGAACUGGAAGAAGCGAGGAAAAAACUGGCCCAGAUCCGCCAACAGCAGUAUAAAUUCCUACCCACUGAGCUGCGGGAGGAUGAAGGCUAAGGCCAGAGCCAAAAUGGCGUGCCCCAGGGAACGACUUUGCAACAAAUAGUGUUCCUGAGAAGCUGGGACUUACCUGGAAACUGCCUGCCUCCCCUGGGGCCAACACAGAGCCCUGAGUGCUCAUUCUCACGUCUCUGUCCUGUCGGGCACCGGCUGCAUGAUCGUGAUGUCACACGGUACAGUGUCCCACCCACAGCUCCUUCGCCACCUCCCCUCAUGCCUCACCGUAUCUCAGGAGAGAGGGGCGCACGUUUCGUGAACUGUUACCAAAAAAGAGAGAAGUCAGUAUUAUGUCGUUCUCAGACACUUUUGCUUUUGUUGGUCCUUCUCUAGGCCUGCUCCUGGGCCUUCUGUGAAAUCUUAAGAGGAAACAAAAAUAAUGGCUUGGGGGAAAGCAUUGAUAUCCUAGAGAUUAUUCUCCCUCUCAGGAGAAGAUGGAGGUUGGAGUUGGACAUGGCUAAUAAAAGCUGGAAGCGUAAACCAGUGUGGACUCCAGGAGGGCCACUGCCGUCCUUCUGUAUCUCAAGCACUGGCUCACCCAGAGGAUGGAGAAUUCCUGCUCCCAUUUGCACGCUUUCUUGCCUCAGUGUGUAAGCUCCUUGUACAAUCUAGACCCGUCUUGUAUUCUGUGGCCCAAGAAAACUGAACGAUUAUUUUUUUCCUCCAUAAUCCAAAGGGCAGAAGUAUGGGGGACUGUCAGGGCUCGGUGAGCAGAGGCUGGAAUAAAAUGUGUGGGCUCCUUA